GAAAGUAAAUCCGCCGUUCACAAGUUUUUCAUUGAUGACUUGACAACAACACGUAACGAAGACCUGUAUAGUUUAUCGGCUUAAAUGGGACUAAUUAUUAUUUAUGAAGCCUUGAUGUAUUUGCUGGUACUUUUAUUUAACUGUGCGGUGGCGCAAGUUUCAGGAUCCAGUGAUCUGAUUUGUUCUACUAAGGCAUUAUCCGUCUGGCCCGGUGAUGACGUCAUCCUACCGUGUCGUCUUCAACCUCCACUGAGUGCUGAGUCCAUGAGGGUGGAGUGGAGCAGACCUGAUCUGGAGCCAGGAUUCAUCCAUGUUCACCAGGACGGACGCUUUUUAUAUGAGCUUCAAAAUCCACAUUAUAAUUAUCGCACAAGUCUGUUUGUGGAUCAGCUGCCUAAUGGAAACGUCUCCCUGAAACUGUCCAGAGUGACUCAGUCUGAUGCAGGAACAUACAGAUGUUCCCUUCCCUCAGUGCAGCAGGAAGCGUCUGUGCAGCUCAGUGUUGGGUCAGAGGUCAUUGGAUCUGAUCAACCAGUUCAAGCAGUGGUUGGUGAUGAUGUCAUUCUGCCGUGUCACAUGGAGCCUUUGGUCGAUGUCACAACUCUGGCUGUGGAGUGGACGACACGCAACGGAGCAGUUGUUCACAAGUAUAAAAGUCAAAAAGACGACACAGAUAUUCAGAAUGAUCAGUUUAAAGGCAGAACUUCUCUCUUCCACGAUGAGAUGCACAAAGGAAACAUUUCACUAAAACUGACAAACGUGACUCUGACAGAUGCAGGAAAUUACACCUGUUCUGUUCGCAAACGACUACAAAAAAAGAAGGACAACGUUGAGCUGUUUGUUGAUUCCAUAGAUAAAAAAGGAAGAGAUGUUAACAGUAAGACCACUGCUCUUACUGCUGGUCUCACCGUCCCUGCCGUUGUUAUCCUGAUUGCUGGUGUUGUAGCAGGUUUAAUUUGGUGGAAACGUCAAAGAAAAUAUCGACAAAAUGUGACCAAAUGCAGAAAACAAAUUUCUCCACUGUGGGACAAAUAAAGAACUUUCCUUUUCUUCUACUACACCAUCGUCCUGCACUGCAUUUAAACCUGAACUUCAUCAUUUUUGUGAAGAUAAUGUCUUUUUGAGUUGUUUGACAAGGUUCUACAAACAGAGCAGAAGGAACAUGUCACCUGUUUCCUUUCUCAUCCUUUCUAACUUUAACUGUUCUUACUCAUCUGAAUCAAUGUGUGGUACCAUAGAACGGUACAGAACCUACCAGCCUCCAACAUGCAUCAAUACUUUAUCUGUUUUAUUUGCUGUGAUGAUGUACAUAUGGUUGUUAUAUUUAUUGUUUAAAUGCAUUUUGCACAUUCUUCAACAACACAGAGAGAAAAUGUGUUUAAAUUGACCAGGGACCAAAACACUGACUCCCAGUUAACAUGGAGCCAGUGGGUUUAUUCACAACCUGACUACGAAAACAGUUUCUAAGCAAAAAACAUGUGAAAAGCUUUUCUGACGUCAAGAAUGUGAAUCCAGAAUGUGGACUUUGUUAUGAACCAGUGGCCCUUUUAUUUCAGAUGGAGAUAAACUUAUGUGUUGUUCCAUCUGUGCUGGUUCCUCCUUCUGUCCAGAGACUGUUUGCUCUGAGCAUAUGUUACUUCUCUUAUGUUUCGGAGUCUAAUCCUUUGGAUGAACGAAGAGCGUAUGUGGAAUUUCCAAAAAUCCUUUUUGGACUUUUUCUUAAAAUAAAGUUGUCUUGUGGUGAUUUAUCCAUGUAUAAUUUAAUGUAUAAUCUUUAAAUUUAAUUAAAAGUAUAAAAGACACAAAGGCAGUGUGACUUACAGUACGCACCCAAUUGUCCUGGUGGUGUUAACGUGUUGUGACCCAAACCAACACUGAGCAACAACAGAACCGAGCUGAGACGACGUCUCUGACUGUCGUCACUAUGAGCGACGAAGAACAGGAGGCUGAACAGGACCAUCAUCAUCAUCAGUAAGAACUAAUAAAGCAAUGGAAAACGAGGCUUAUCGGGCAGAUGUUGAUCAUCUGGAUUAAACUACAACUUGUUUGAAGCUGUUGUUUCUCUACUUCAGGUUUUCUGUG
Messenger RNA from Betta splendens (Siamese fighting fish), 2082 nucleotides. RefSeq names its product myelin-oligodendrocyte glycoprotein-like. The coding region runs from base 85 to 1035 and encodes 316 amino acids. The record is from RefSeq and is a predicted model, not a curated record. The transcript is spliced from 6 exons. NCBI's taxonomy places the organism in Eukaryota, Metazoa, Chordata, Actinopteri, Anabantiformes, Osphronemidae.